AUGGUCUCCAAUUCAUCCGACGACAGUUUUGAGCUGUCAACACAGUUGGAAAUCAUCACUCAUACCAAGGACGUCAACAGCACAAUCCAAGAGCUUAAGGGAAUUCAAAAUUCUCAUCAAUGGGAUCCAAACUUGCCUCAGGAAGAGAUCGAUGCUAUUAAUGAGGCUGCCAAUAUAGAUGAUCACGAGAAAGCUGUCGAAUUUGAGAGAUCCUUUGUCCAGGACUCGCAAUAUGAAUCUGUUCGCGCUGCCGUGCGCAAUACUGAUAAUGGAGAGAUUGCGAAUACCGUGCGUGCAUGGAUUUUGGGAAUGUUGUUUACAACCAUUGGAAGUGGACUUAACAUGUUCUUGAGCAUGAGGAGCCCUGCAAUCUCAUUCCCUGCCAUUGUUGUACAAUUGCUUGUAUAUCCAAUCGGCUGUCUAUGGGCCAGAGUGAUUCCUACCAGAAAAUUUAACACAUUUGGAGUCCAGUGGACUUUCAACCCGGGGCCCUUUACCAUCAAAGAACACACAGUUGUCACGCUUAUGGCAAACGUGUCAAUCGGCUAUGCAUACUGCACCGAUGCACUCUUGGCUCUGAAAGCACAAUCGCUAUACGACUUGGAUAUUGGCUGGGGGUUUGAGCUUCUAUUUGCAUUGAGCAGUCAAAUUAUCGGAAUAGCCCUCGCAGGAAUUUUCCGUCGUUUCCUUGUCUGGCCCGCUGCUAUGAUCUGGCCUACCCAAUUCGCCAACACGACUUUGUUCUAUGCACUGCAUGAUAAAAGUCCCUCAGAUGCCUCGCAGACCAAUGGCUGGACAAUCUCGCGGUACCGCUACUUCAUGUAUGUCAUGCUUGGAUCAUUUUGCUGGUAUUGGUUUCCUGGUGUCAUCUGGCAAGGGUUGUCGGUUUUUGCUUUUGUGACUUGGAUUAAGCCCAACAAUGUGGUGUUGAACCAAUUAUUUGGUGGAUUUACUGGACUUUCGCUCAUACCUUUGACAUUUGACUGGACCUACGUCUCCGCAUAUCUCCUCGAUCCCUUGCUAUCACCCGUGCAUGCGCUCUUGAACACAUUGAUCGGUCUGGUAGUGUUUGUCAUAAUUGCCACUAUCGGAAUCUCCUACACAGGAGCUUUCUAUUCUGAAUACCUUCCCAUCAACACUUCGACCACCUAUGACAAUACGCAACAACAAUACAAUGUCACGAAAAUCCUUGGCGAUAACUUCUCAUUUGACGAGAAAAAGUACAAGGAGUAUUCACCCAUGUUCCUGGCUCCAACCUUCAUAUUGAACUAUGGACUGUCUUUCGCUGCCUUGACGGCAGUCAUCGUUCACGUCAUUCUCUAUCACAGCAAAGAACUUUGGCACCGGGCGAAAGCCGCUCGGGAGCAAGAGCCAGAUGUGCAUCUGACGCUCAUGAAGAAAUAUCAAGAGGCUCCAGAGUGGUGGUAUGCUGCACUAUUUCUGGUGGCGGUUGCACUCGGCCUGGGAGGUGUACUUGGAUACGAUUCCCAGUUGCCCUGGUGGGCAUUUUUCGUAUCCCUGAUUGUUGCUGUCAUUUUCAUUGUUCCGACUUGCAUGAUCAUGGCUGUCACCAAUAUAUCACUCGCUCUCAACGUCCUGUCUCCAUUUUUGGCUGGUUUCAUGAUUCCCGGAAAGCCCAUCGGUGUCAUGGUAUUCAAAGUCUUCAGCACAAUCACUCUGGGACAAGCUCAGACCUACUGUCAAGAUCUGAAGCUGGCUCAUUACAUGAAAAUCCCACCCCGUGUCACUUUCAUGUGCCAAGUUAUCCCAACAAUGUGGGCUUGCAUUGUCCAGAUCGCCGUCAUGAACUGGACUCUGGGAAAUAUUGAAGGUGUUUGCUCCGAGACUCAAUCAGCAAACUUCACCUGUCCAAAUGGACGAACCUUCUUCUCGUCGAGCAUUGUUUGGGGAUUAAUCGGCCCACAACGCAUCUUUGGUGCUGAUGGAAUCUACACACCAAUUUUAUACUUCUGGUUGCUCGGAGCCCUACUCCCUGUAGCUUUCUACCUUCUGAUGCGAGCCUUCCCCCGGUCCAAAGCCAGAUUCCUCAACGCACCAGUGAUGUUGGGUGCCAUGGCCUGGCUUCCCCCAGCUACGCCAAUCAGCUUCUCGUCUUGGGUUAUUUUCGGCCUCAUAUUCAAUUACUGGAUUCGACGCAGAUGGGGCGGAUGGUGGCGCGAGUACAAUUUUAUUACCGCAGCGGGACUUGAUACUGGACUCAUCCUCUCGACUAUUGUCAUUUUCUUCGCUAUCACUCUCCCUGGUGUCGCAGUGCCCAAUUGGUGGGGAAAUACGGCUCCGUUUGAAACUAUGGACUCUUUGUAUACGGCAAUUCAAAAGACAGUUACUGGCGGAGAGACUUUUGGGCCAACUAAAUGGUAA
Penicillium odoratum is the source of this 2382-nucleotide messenger RNA. RefSeq lists its product as uncharacterized. The record is from RefSeq and is a predicted model, not a curated record. Gene Ontology annotation, biological process: transmembrane transport. The transcript is spliced from 20 exons. Lineage: Eukaryota; Fungi; Ascomycota; Eurotiomycetes; Eurotiales; Aspergillaceae. Bases 1 to 2382 code for a protein of 793 amino acids. Gene Ontology annotation, molecular function: oligopeptide transmembrane transporter activity.